AUGUCGGAACAUCCAACCCGCAGGGAAGCCGACUUGGGACAGCAUCUCGUCACUAGGGCCUACGAUCUGACCUUGGUCACGUCAAGUCACACCACGACGCUGGUGCCGCAUGCGUCUUUACCUUUCUCGCCGCCGGCUGCCGAGAGUGGCGAUACUACCUCACGGGAGCCGGUCUCGAGAACGGUCACCACUGUUGAUGCCCAACCAGGUGCCUUAGUUGCGGGUUCUUUGAACUCCGACCGCCUAGAAACUCACUAUGGAAUGCUCUAUGACGGAAUUCGACCAUCCACGGGUCAAGUUGUGCAUGUUUCAUGGUUAUCGCUAGGUACGGCGGCUUCAUCGUCGAGGCCGCCUCUAUCUACGUCUAAUGCGUCAUCUACGUCUAGAAAGGGCCCUUAUAGGGAAAGAUUAGUAGAUGUCAUGGUGACAAGAGGGUCGACCUUGUUGCGCUGGGGGUGGGACUUGCUGAGUUUGGACGGCCUACCGAAUGAGAUCUUGACGCAUAUACUCACCUUCUUAGACGUGAGCGAUCUACUAGCCAUUUCCAGGAUUAAUCAUCACUUUAGGACUCUGUCCUUACACCCUAUCUUGCACACCCUUCGCCUCCGGCGUGCCCGCCUAUCACUUCCGCCCCUUUUAACUUCACCCUCGCGGCCUACCCUCACGGAGCUCAUCUCCCGCCACAUCUUCCUAACACACACGACGCAGAUCUCACGGCGGCUAGCGCGCAGCCUCGUAUCAAUCCGGCUGUCACGCAGCUUGCCGCUCCGGCCCUCCGCCGAGUCUCUGGUGCAGCGCGGCGUGCUUCCGCCAGAAGUCGUAGAGAGCAGUGUAGCGCCUGGUCUCAUUGCUAAGAAGCGCGCUGUUGAGAAGGAGAAGCUCAAGGAUGGCCUCCGGCGAUGGGUCGGAGCUGUCUGGCGCGGCGAGGUGCGGGAAAGAAGCGAAGGGGUCAAGAAAUGGGAGGAGCGUGCCGGUGUCGGGAGGGUAUGGCGACUUAGGAAGUUUUGGGAACGCGUAGGAAGUGAUAAUGACGAUGCGCCGGGCAUGGGAUGGGGUACCUGA
This is a messenger RNA of Daldinia childiae, 1062 nucleotides long. Its product is annotated as F-box domain-containing protein. Lineage: Eukaryota; Fungi; Ascomycota; Sordariomycetes; Xylariales; Hypoxylaceae. Gene Ontology annotation, molecular function: protein binding. The transcript has 2 exons. The coding region runs from base 1 to 1062 and encodes 353 amino acids. The record is from RefSeq and is a predicted model, not a curated record.